This is a messenger RNA of Rotaria socialis, 1290 nucleotides long. The record is from the annotation of a GenBank genome assembly. Lineage: Eukaryota; Metazoa; Rotifera; Eurotatoria; Philodinida; Philodinidae.
AUGGCUUGGAAUUAUUGGAAUUGGGUUUGGUGUAAUAUUUUCAUUAGUACUGCUAUUGUUUUUAAUACAUUUGUCAUCUUGGUUUUUUUACUACGAUAUUUCGAUCAACUAUUCUAUGGUAUUGUUGCUAAACUCUUCAAUAUCGAACGUUGUUUUAUUGAUGUGCAUCAUAAUAUUAUCUCACGCAAUUCCAAAAUUAAUAUAUCAAGUGCUCGUAUAAUCAAAGCCACUGAAAGGCUUUCAAAAAUUGUAAUUUUCUGCAAGAAUCUUUGUAAUGGAGAAAGGGAAUUGAAUAAUGAUGCCGAAGAAUCGACAUCUGACGAUGAUCAGCCGCCGAACAAUAAUGAAGUACGGCCUUAUUCUGAUAAAGAUGACAAGUUGAGCGCCACACAAAGAAAAGUUCACAAUAGGGUAGCAUCAUAUCAAAACCCUUCGUCUCACCCAGAACACGAACGUGAAAUAUUGAAUAUAUAUGGAAAAUACAUUCCUUUAAAUAAAUUUUCAAAUAAACUUUUCAUAACAAUCCUAACCACAGCUGUCAUCUCAGCUGCUAUUAUGGCUGUGCUCAACAGUCUUAUUCUAACCAGUACAGCUGUUUAUCGAGGUGGCCCAUGCCCUAACUAUGGUCCGAUGGAGUGCUUCUGUGGUGACAAUCAUACAUAUUUUCAAUGCCAAACUGGCGCAAAUGUCACUUUUCCAUUUGAUACCCUCAGUGGAACAUGCUUUCGUUGGAUUGCGCGUGAUGUAACAACAUCGGAUGUUACGACACAAAUUGGCGUUACUGCAGGAUUAUUGACUGCUUUCGGGAGUAUCACUCAAGCUCUAAUACAUCUAUACCUCCAUGUACUUCAAAAGCGCCUAGGUGUUAGAAAAGGCAUAUUUCACAUGAUGGCUAAAACAGUCGGUAUCAAUGGAACAACUGCUCCAACUCUGUGCUGUGGCUCUUAUUUACCCUGUCAUUACUGCAGUUGCAUCCACUUGCGCCAGUACAAAAAUCCUUGUAUUACUGCAUUACUAACAAUCAUUUAUAUUUCAGUACCGGGGCUAAUUAUCCCUGCCAUUAUCCUCCUAUAUUACUAUGAAUUAAAUGUGACAUCGUUGACCUUUGCUGUUCUGAUCACAUUUGCAUUCCUAUGUAUUUUGGCUAUGUUAUGGAUGGCAAUGGAGGACGACGAAUUAAGUGCGAAUAUACCAGGCGGAUGGAAAGAUAUACAAAAAAUCAGGACUGAACUCGUAGAUUUGAUAGUAGCUAAAAAGAAGAAAACGCUGACAACAGAAGCAACUAACUAA